Molecule: messenger RNA, 1983 nt
Organism: Tripterygium wilfordii
Lineage: Eukaryota; Viridiplantae; Streptophyta; Magnoliopsida; Celastrales; Celastraceae
Product: E3 ubiquitin protein ligase DRIP2-like
Exons: 7
Coding region: 265-1608 (447 amino acids)
Molecular function (GO): ubiquitin-protein transferase activity
Source: RefSeq, a predicted model, not a curated record
CAUUACACCACACGUACAACAUGAAUUCAUGCGAUACAUACACUGAUACACCACUUCCAAACUCCCGUCAAUCACGAAACCCGCACCCACGCUUGUCCAAAACCCCCUCACAACGCAUGAUCUACUUCUCUCCGCAAAACGCACACCCAAAGCUCCAAUUUUUAGUUCCCAAUCGUUAGAUCCAUAACCCGGAACUCGGUUUUCUCUUUCUCAAACACUUCCCUUGGAAGAAUUUGGGGUUGAAUGCGGUGUUAGACGGGAGAUAUGGCGGGACAGGUGGUGAAACUGAAGAGAGAGACUCUAGAGGCAUGCAUGACAUGCCCUCUUUGUAAUAAGCUGUUGAGGGAAGCUACUAUGAUAUCUGUGUGUCUCCAUACGUUCUGCAGGAAGUGCAUAUAUGAGAAGCUUUCAGAUGAGGAGGCUGAUUGCUGUCCUGUAUGCAAUAUUGAUAUAGGGUGUCUUCCUGUAGAGAAGCUCAGGCCUGAUCAUAAUUUGCAAGACAUAAGAGCAAAAAUAUUUCCUCUCAAAAGAAGGAAGAUUAAGGCUCCUGAAAUUACACCUUCAGUUGCAGCGCCUGCAAAGAGGAAGGAAAGAUCACUGUCAUCACUGGUGGUCAGUGCUCCCAAAGUAUCCACCCAAACAGGCUUGACGGGAAGGAGAACAAAAGCUGGGGCGAGAAAGGCUGCGUCUUUACGAGGUUGUGGUUUUAUUCAUGAGUUACCCAUUAAGAAAGAAGAAAUUUUGGAAGAUCAUCCUAUGAGCUCAAGCUCGCCCGAGUCUCUAAACAAAACUGCUCAAAAUAAAUGCCAGGGUUCUGUUGUGGAGCGUUCUAAUGACGGCGAGGCUAAAGAAGAUACAGGGAAAGAUGUUGAAACAAUAGAAGGAAAAGUUGACCUGUGGACACCCCUAAACUGUCUCGUUGAAGCUGCUAACAGGACCAAGUCUUCUAAGUUAAAUUCACCAGUUUCCUUUUCUAAGUCAGGGACAUCCAAUGUCCCUGAUUAUGAAUUUUAUUCACCUGAGUCAAAAGCCAAAAAAGAGUCUCCUAGUGUUCGUGAUGGUGAAAUAUUUGUGCCUAAAUCCAAAAAUAAAGAUCGUGGAAAUAAUACCAAGGUUGAAGAUAUUAAGGGAGGGACAAUUUUGCUUCCAGGACCAGUGAAACGGAGACGAUUUCGUGCAGCAUCAAGGAAAAGGGCAGUUAUGUCUGAUGGGCAGUGCACCUCGGCACAAGCCAUGGUAGAUGCUUCAGUUUCCAAGUGCAACAGAAGAAACAGACCAAUUUGGUUCUCUUUGGUUGCUUUGGAAGACCAGAAAGGAGACGAGUCAUUGCCGCAGAUUCCCACUUGUUACUUGAGGAUUAGGGAUGGUAAAAUGACGGUCUCGUUCAUCCAAAAGUACCUUGCAAAGAAACUUUAUCUUCCAAGUGAGGCUGAGGUGGAGAUUUUAUGCCGAGGCCACCCCGUGCUUCCAACGCUGCAAUUACAUAACCUGGUGGAUAUAUGGUUUCGAACAGCACCGACAUCAAAGAAGGUACCAGCAUCCAUCGGCUCCUCGGCCAAGGACUUUGUAAUGGUCCUGUCAUACUGUCGAAAAGUUCGAGCCUCUUAAAACGAGCUUCCUUUUUCUUUUCUUUUUGUCGUGUUUUGUCGUUGAGCUUUCUGAUUGCGAAAUGUUUGGCACCGGAUUUUGAAGUUGAAUUUACUGAGGCCAUCUUAUCUGUUCUUCCCGUGCUUGGACAGUGAAUAUGAUAAUUUGUAUGAAUUCAUUUAGUUUAAUUAGUUUCGAUCGCUGAUUAUUCGUUUUCAAAGUGAACAAAACUGGUGUUUGUUCAUUGUAAUAGGGCGUUAUUGCAUGAUUUCCAAGAGGAAGAAAUUAAUAGACAACAAACUGACACUGUGAUGUCUUUUCCACACUUAGUAGUUAGCAUAUCGCACUUCUUUGUAAAACCAUGUUAAAAAUAUUCUCGUGGGUGGUUUUGUAGUU